AUGUUGCAACACGGACACCUCAAAGAGUUUUUAAGCAAUAAGGGGAGGAACAACUUCGCCAAAGGUCGUGAACAUCAAGGCCCACCGAAGCCACCAUCACCGGCUCGUAAAAUCAAUGUGAUCAUUGGCGGUAGCGAUGAUGCCUCUAUCAAAGGUGUUAGAGUCAGUGCCACUCACAAGCUCAAAAGAUCUAUCACCCACGAACGGUAUGAUAUACUCGAAGAAAGAAUCAUCUUCGAUGAGUCAGAUGCCGACGGUUUGACUUUCCCUCACAAUGAUGCUCUCGUUAUUACUUUACAAAUUUUAGAUACUGAUGUCAACCGUAUCAUGGUAGACGAUGGGAGUGGAUCUGAAUGGACAUCGGGUGAAAUCACACUCCCUGUCUUGGCCGGCGGUAUAACUCUGGAGAUAACAAUCCACACCAUGGACCAGACCACUGCAUACAAUGCCAAAGUAGGACGACCAUGGAUCAUCCCAUGA
This is a messenger RNA of Nicotiana attenuata, 480 nucleotides long. RefSeq lists its product as uncharacterized. The coding region runs from base 1 to 480 and encodes 159 amino acids. Lineage: Eukaryota; Viridiplantae; Streptophyta; Magnoliopsida; Solanales; Solanaceae. The transcript has 2 exons. The record is from RefSeq and is a predicted model, not a curated record.